AAACAAUUCCCUGGGAGACUUGAUUUCCCGAGAGUAAAAUUCUCCUAUUCCGAAUUCCCCGGGAGACAGUUUUUCCCUUCGAACUCGGGAACGAAAAUUUUGUAUGUUCGAAACAGCUGUUCCGAAGUAUUUGACACAAGAAUGUAUAUAGGUGUACAAAAGUUUCAGAAAAGGAAAACAAACAUUUUGAAAUUGAUAUUUAUGCAUAAAUAGAUGCAUAUAUAAGUAAAUUAAAUGAAAAAAUGUUCAAUAUUGCAGCAAGAAUCUUGUUUGAAGAGGAGUUAGAAGAACAUCAAAGCCCAAGGGUUGUUAGAAGAUCCUUGAGGGACAGUUUGAACCCUCUGGAGUUGCCUCAAUGGUUGUUUCAAAAGUAUUAUAGAGUUAACAAGGUUGUCUUCAAGUAUUUGCUGGAUAUUCUCUCUAGGUCCUGUGAUCCAGCUAAAAAAAGUUUUGCGAUUCCAACAAUAACAAAAUUGAGUGCUUGUUUGCGUUUCUUCGCUGAAGGGGGAUACCAAACGGGGGUGGGAAAAGACUACAAUGUUGGACUGGCCCAACCUAGUUUUAGCAAAGUGCUUGCGGAAGUCUUAAACGUUUUGAAGGAGCAACUAUGUCCAGAAUGGAUAAAAGUAUGCCAAACGGCCGCAGAAAAAAAGAAGAGUUGCGCUGGCCUUCUACUCAAAACAUAACUUUCCUGGCAUUGUAGGAUGCGUUGAUGGAAAGCACGUUCGGAUCAAAAAAAAAAAAAAAUCUACUGAAUUUUUGUUUAAAUGUUUACUUUUUUCCAUUCUGUUUGUGUGUUUCUUGGUGGUUCACACGAAUUCAGCUUAUUUUCCACCAUUUGCCAAAAAAAUGGCACUUCCUCCUUUGUUUUCUUGUGGAAGCCACUCGCAAUAUCGCGUUGAGCCUCCAUCAAAUUUAAAAGCAUUUCAAGCUGACCAUUGUUUGUUGUUUUUGACCUUAACAUAUUUAAAAUGUUAUCAAUUAAUAUUGCAAAAAAAAAGAAAAACUUACAUUUUAUUUUGUAACUCUCCAGCUCAAUUGUCGGGAACAAACUCGCGCCAAACGAAUUCGUAUUUUCCCUUUUUUCGA
Molecule: messenger RNA, 1089 nt
Organism: Eupeodes corollae
Lineage: Eukaryota; Metazoa; Arthropoda; Insecta; Diptera; Syrphidae
Exons: 2
Coding region: 243-686 (147 amino acids)
Source: RefSeq, a predicted model, not a curated record